Vitrella brassicaformis is the source of this 4416-nucleotide messenger RNA. NCBI's taxonomy places the organism in Eukaryota, Vitrellaceae. The record is from the annotation of a GenBank genome assembly.
GCAUGCAGUUAUCCAAGCGUGGAACCCACCCAUCCAUGCGAAGAAAGACAAAAAGCCAAAAGCUGGACAAGACAAGACAGGGCAGACACCCCCACACAUCACACACACACAGUCCCAACUACUCUAUCACCUUCAGCAACUAGCAAUUACACAGAAAGACCUACCCCAAUUGCACCAACUAGCAAUUACAACCCCCACUUCACCGACCACUAUCAUCACCUUCUCAGCAACUAGCAACUAACUACACAAGAAGACCUACCCAUCGAUCGCCGCCGCAUAAACGCAUAAAUAGAUGCGUGCACAUGCACAUCAGCAUGGAGUUAGUCAGGUGGUCAGUCAAGACUCCAACACAUCAGGGCUCCGCAGACGAGUUACACGCACAUGCAGGUACGCACGCACGAAGUCAAGGCAUCAACGCGAUGAGCGAAGCGAUCAACACAUCACCCCUAGUGAAGCACACAACCACUCGGGGUCGGUGUUCCAAUCGUACCGCAGAAUGCCGUUACAGCGGCUCAUGUAGUUUGCCCCGCCACGACAUGGUUUGCCCGGCCAACUAGCAGAUGGAUCACGGGGUGCUCCACAUUGCAGGCUAUCAAAGUAGCAUCUUUGGCAUUGGUAGCUGUCUUCGAAUCUCCCAUUGAACCCAUCCCAAUCACGCCAACAUUCAAUGUAGCCCGGAUCCUGCGUGGAGCACACUUAAGUCAUGUGACGCCCAUACACCCCAGUGCCUCAUCCAUUGCCUACCCUGUAAGGAGAAGGAGAAAGAGAAGGUGUCGUUGGCUGCGUGGGAGCUGCGGUCGUUGUGACUAAGGGGCACAACUUAAUGAGCCCGGGACACGCGCCGCCACAGUACAUUUCCAAGCCGCAGAAGAACGCCGAUGUCACCAACCAGCCGCCUAUGUUAUUCAGCACAUACGCCGUACCCUGCUUAAUGGCACCCCACGUCCAUGUUCCGGCGCGAAUGGCACCAGCGCGGCAGCCAGGGUUUUGGGCACACAGCCUUGCGACGUGAGCGGCUGCAAUGAUGCCCCCUAGGCCAAUCAGCUCGCGUCGCUCGCCAUUGCUGUUGGAGCUGAAGUUGGGAUUAUCGGCAACUACCCAAGUGUUCGCGCCCCUCUCCACCACGACGAUUGGCAUGUCCUCUGACGCACUGGCCACCUCGCUGUCGAGCUGGGCGGCCACCUCGCUUGAGUCGACGGAAGAUAUCUCACCUGAAUGAAGCCACACACAGAGAGAGGGAGAGAGGGAGAGAGGGAGAGACAGGGAGACAAGGGCAUCUUGGCGUGUGUACACGCGAGCUUCGAAUCACCAUGGCCCACUUAGACAUGUCAAACACAAUAUAGGUGACGUGUUCAGCCCCAGCGCACGAGUAGAUGUGCCGCUCGAACUCUCCCAGGGCCUGCUCUCCCGCCUCAAGGCCGCACCGCUCGGUGGGCUUGGUGAUCCUGUCGGUGCGCACGUCGCACAUCGUAGCCCGCUGCUCCUCUGGCCACUGCUUCCGGAAGUCCUCGGUGGUGACACUUCUGGGGCCCGUGGGGCCAAUGUCAGGUGAGUUGUGUAUAUUGCAGCAGAAGUCCUCACUGCACUCCCCGUCCACCAGGGUCACUGCACCUUCAUUGAAAGAACACUCCUACACACACACACACACACACACACAGAGGCAGAAAGAGAGAGAGUUGUGAGCACAAACAAGGCUAGUCCCCGUGCGUCUGUGUGUGUGAGGCCUCUCCUGCUCACCCAUUCAUUGCUGUCUGAUGCCGUCGGCGCAGUUGUGGUCGGCGGCUGAGUCGGCUGAGGUCUGCAUUUGCUCGGGUCCUUCUCCCACCAAUAGCAGCCGCCGCAAUCACACAGCAUGUGCUUCAUCCAACUCGUCGUCAUGUCAUUGUAGACAUUCGUGAGCACAACUCCGGCAACAAUGGUCCCAGUACUUGCCCUGACGGAAGCAGCGUUGCAUGUCGGGUCGUCGGAACAGCGCCCAGCCAUCUCUGUGGCUGAAAUGGGGUCAGAGAAAGCCACCGGCCAGAAUUCGGAGUUGAAGUUGGGGUUGUCGGCCAGAAGCACGGCGCCAUAGCCCUCCACCAUGAUGACAGGCCUGUCCUCUGAUGUCCACGGAUGGACGACGGCCAUCUCUUUGUUCAGCUGCUCGAACAGCAUAUCAAUCUCCUCCUCAGUGAUCGGCCUUGGACGGGGGGGGCUUGGAGAAGGAGGAGGGGGCCUUGCGGGAGCUGCGGUUCCGGCGCACAGCUUGCCCCAGGGGCAGCCUGACGAGGCGCAAAAGCUCUCCACGAGGCACGUUGCGGUUGUUAACGCCACGCCAUCUCGUACAGUCCUCAGCGCCCACACGGUAAGUUCCUCAUUUUCCGAUACGACAGCAGCGCGGCACUUUUCGUUGGCCGCACAGCGCCCAACCAGCACCGUGCUUGUAAUGAUGGCGCCUGAUGUGGCCUCUCCCUCGACCAGCUCGCGUCGUUGGCCGUCGUCGUCGCUCGAGAUGAAAGUGGGGUUGUCGGCCAGAAGCACCAUGUCGUCAGAAGCCACCAUGACGACGGGCAUGUCAUCUGAAGCACUAGCCACCUCUUCCUCGAGCUGGGCAAGAAGAUCGGGAUAUUCGGUCGCGUUGACGGAAGAUACCUCACCUGAAUGAAGCCAUACACAUACAGACGCACACACACAGAGAGAGGAGGGGAGACAGAGGCAUCUUGGCGUGUGCGCACCGAAUCAGCAUGUCUCACUUACAGGUGUCAAACAAGAUCUGCUCCACGUGUUCAGCACUUCUGCACCGCAUGAUCUUCCGCUCGAACUCCCCGGGCGCCUGCUCUCCCGCCUCAAGGCCGCACCGCUCGGUGGGCUUGGUGAUCCUGUCGGUCCGGUAGCCGCAUUCCAUCGCCCACCGCUCCUCUGGGUACAGCUUCAUAAAGUUUAUGGUCGUGUAGCCUCUGGGUAUAGGCCCCGUGGGGCCGAUGUAAAGCGAGUUGUGUAUGUUGCAACAGAACUCCUCAGUGCACUCCCCGUCCACCAGGGUCACUGCACCUUCAUUGAAAGAACACUCCUACACACACACAGAGAGAGACACACCCACGCAGAGAGAGAGAGACUCGUGCAUGCACACAUGGCUGGUCCGUGUGCGUCGUUCUGUGUGAGAGUGAGGCCUCUGUUGCCCACCCAGCUGUAUGGCGCCGUCGGCACAAGUGUGGUUGAGGGAGUAGCUGUGGUUGAGGGAGCAGCUGUGGUCGAGGGAGCAGCUGUGGUGGACAUACGAGUGGUGGGGGUCGGCGGACGAGAGGUGGGCGGGAUUGUGGUCGAAUCGUCCUGCGAUUCCUCGGUGGGCUCAUCGUCGAGCUCACCAUCACCCUGCAGAGACCGACAGAGAGAAAGAGAGAGAGCGACACGGCAUCACACACAUGAAUGGCAACAGUGAGUGGCUCGUGCAUCCCCUACAGUGGAAGGAGUGGUAGGGAUCGCCGUGGGGGAUAUCGUCGGAGGAACGGCACUCGUGCGGGGCUCCUCCUCAAGUGGGCAGCCGCCCUCACACAAGUCGUCGUCCACCCAGCUCAUCGUCAUCUCGAACCCCACCCCCGUCAGCAGCCAUUCGUUUGAUCCGCUGACGAGAGCCGCGCGGCAGUCAGGAUGGUCGUCGCACCGCCUCGCGAUCGCGGCGGCUGUCGUGGUUGUCGAGAGGAACAGCUUGCGUCGCCGCCCGCCACUGAAGUUGGGGUUGUCAGCCAGAAGGACGGCUCCGUUGCCCUCCACCAUCACGAUUGCCAUGUUGCCUGGCGCGAGGGCCAUCUGUUCCUCGAGUUGGUCAAGCAGCACAGCAACCUCCUCAUCGCUGGCGUCGACUACGGCGAAUUCGACGUCGGCUGUUGGCGGGCUGCUCGUGGUGACGAUGGAAGGCGGCCGGCUGGUUGUGGUGGUGGCCACAGGCUCAACUGAACGAACACACACACAUACACAGUGAGCAUCAUUGGCACGGCACACAACCACGACAAUAUCAGAGUGCACUCACCAGGCGAGAUGGUGGUUGUCACAGCAGCAUCGCUCGAGUCGAAGGGCUUCUCGCCACGUAAAGACGGCUUCGCGCCGUCAUUGUUGUCCACCUUGCCGAACAAAUCACUCGCGAACACACCGAAGAAAGCAAGGGCGCCACACCAAAGAGUCACAAGGACAGCGCCGACAACAACCAGGAGAAGGUUCUUACACGAGCGGGAUACCAUCGAGAGAAUAGAUCUCAAACGAAAGAAGACCAGAGAAGAGAAGAGAGUGGAGAUUGACGGUGAAUGAGUUGCCCUUCUCUGGUCCCUGACAGGCCAAACCCUAAAACCCUACGCGAUCAUGAUCGAAACCCAGCCGCUGACCAGCUUUCGUCGUUGCUGUGCCAAUCAGUUGUAAGGUCACCCAUCCUCCCUGCUUGCUGCU